Molecule: messenger RNA, 405 nt
Organism: Microthlaspi erraticum
Lineage: Eukaryota; Viridiplantae; Streptophyta; Magnoliopsida; Brassicales; Brassicaceae
Source: the annotation of a GenBank genome assembly
AUGGUGUUGUUGAGAAGCAACAAAGUGACGAUGGAACCGCCGAAGUCGACAGAAGCGGCGGAACCAACGAACCCGGCGGCAGAACCGUCGAACUCGACAGAAGGAUCUGUUCCUUUCGUUCCGGAACCGACGAAGUCAACAGGCGACGGAACCGGCGCCGAAGUCGACAGAAGCGGCGGAACAACGAACCCGUGCGGAACCAACGAACCGGUGGCGGAACCGUCAACUCGACAGAAGGGGCGGUUCCGACAAAAGAACUGUCGAAUCCGACAAAGCGGGGGAAGUGCCAAAUCCUUCGCAAACAGCGGAACCGACCGACGAAUCUCCGCCGACAGAGGAGACGGUGGUGACAGGAGAGGCGGAAACCGGAGAAGCAAUGCCCAAAGAAAAAGAAGCCCAAACUGA